This is a messenger RNA of Corticium candelabrum, 2112 nucleotides long. Its product is annotated as probable tRNA (uracil-O(2)-)-methyltransferase. Bases 11 to 1858 code for a protein of 615 amino acids. Gene Ontology annotation, molecular function: tRNA (uridine) methyltransferase activity; metal ion binding. The record is from RefSeq and is a predicted model, not a curated record. The transcript is spliced from 13 exons. NCBI's taxonomy places the organism in Eukaryota, Metazoa, Porifera, Homoscleromorpha, Homosclerophorida, Plakinidae. Gene Ontology annotation, biological process: tRNA methylation.
GCAUGCGCCAAUGUUGGUUUUGUUGAAACCUUGGCGUGAAGUAGCGUCCGUGAAUGUCUCUAGAGAUGAUGAAUUGACGUUUUGCGAGUCUAUAAAUGUUUGGAUAACUCGUCCCAAUGUUGUCAAUAAAAGAUUGACUCAUGCUACAGUGACAGCGCGAAUUCAGUGUGAAGAAGAAAUGCAAGUCAACCACGUGCUCAAAUGUUUACAGGAAAGAACAGACUGUGCGUCAUCCGAAAACGAAGGAAGUUCUAAAUAUUUGCUGACUAUCAGGAGGCUUGUUCCGAAAGAAAUUACGGAGGACACCGAAGAGCUAGUAGAAGUGAUUGUGGAAGAUCGAGAAAGCAAGAGCUACACAUUUAUACCCGUCUCAAACUCUGCAAGUGAUGUGAAGUUGUUGCAACUAUCAGCUUACAAAAUCACUUUGAAGUUAACAGCAAACAGUGACAAAGCUUGUUUGCAGCUGUUGUUGCCGGUGACUGACUUGCCUCGCAUUUCUGAUAAGAAACUUUGUCCUUCUGUAAAAUGGCUUACUGAAGAGUUGCUGCCCAAGUUGGCUAGUUGGAUGGGAGCAAGGUCAAAGGAACUGGGAGCUUCAAAGAGCCAGUGGAGACCUCCGUUGCCUAAUUCAUUAAUCAACGAGGACCAAUAUGGAAGACUAUAUAGACAUUUAAAAGGGAAGUACGGGAGAAGAAUAGCACAGAUAUGGCCAGAAGUUACAGAUCCAGGAAAGUUUGUGUACGAAGAUGUUGCCAUUGCGACUUAUCUUCUGAUUUUGUGGGAAAGUGAGAGGGAGAGUUUACAAUUGACUAGCAAGCAAUCCUUUGUUGAUCUCGGCUGUGGUAAUGGAUUACUUGUCCACAUAUUGUCACAGGAAGGACAUCCAGGAUAUGGAAUAGACUUGAAGCGACGAAAAAUAUGGGAAAUGUAUGAGCCCAAUACAGUACUGAAGGAAACACCUAUUAUACCAACAGAGCAUCAGGCGUUUGCAGGUAUUGACUGGGUGAUUGGAAAUCACUCGGACGAGUUGACACCAUGGAUUCCCCUUCUUGCAGCAAGGUCAUCUUACAAAACACGUUACUUUGUAUUGCCAUGCUGCUUUCACGAUUUCAAUCAAAAGUUUUCCAGGCAAAGUGCAGACGUCCCUCAGUAUCAGUGCUACCUUGAGUUUGUUGAAAUGGUUGGCCAACGCUGUGGCUUUAAUGUUCAACAUGAUCGUUUGAGGAUACCUUCAACAAAGAAUAUUUGUCUCAUCGGGCAGUCAAGAACGUAUCCUGUGGAGAGAGAGGAAGAAGUAGAGAAAGCACGCGAACAGCUGAUUGAAGAACGAUGUGGCUUGGGUACUGGAUUUGUUCCUCGGCCUGCACUUCAAGCUGUCAGGAACUGCACAAAGUUAAAUAGAGAUGUGGCUGUUGACAUUGUGAAAACUCUAGCCACGACGCUGUUACAACAAAGUGACAAGUUGGGACAUCAAUGCAACUCAACCAGUGCAGCCGUGUCACAAUGCAGUUCUACUGCCGAGUGGAGACGAGGAGGCCAGUUGUCUGUGACAGAGGCCGCGACUCUCUUUGAGCCUAAGACAUUGGCUCAUCUCAAACACGAGUACGGUGGCUUGAAAACUUUGCUAAGGAACUAUCCCCAAGUGUUUCAAGUUACUAAGGGCGUCGUGUGUCUUCGAAAUUGGGCAAUUGACGAGCCGGUGAGACGCAGGAAACAGCUUAGGAAGGGAGACAGAAACAGGAAAUGUUUCAAAGUCCAGUUGUGUUGGUUUCACGAGAAUCAUCCAGACGGCUGUCCAAGGAAAUCAUCCGACUGCUCGUAUGCUCACGGUAAUAGUGACUUGUCAGUUUCAAAUUGAAUUGUUUGUAAAUUAUGUUGGCCUCAAACAAUUGUUUGAGGGUUACACCUCACUCCAAAUGAUCAGUUGUUGUUUGAACUCCAGCAAGUAAUGACAACUGGUAAUGAAUUAGGUGAAGUUAACAGACUUAUGUGAGACUAUUAAUUGCACCUGUGAUGUUUAUUUCAAUAGGUGUACAUAAUUGGGUUUAUUUUUAUUUCUUGUAUGAAAGUGCACUGGUCAUUAAUUAAUAAAUUGUUUAUCUCUUGAACAUA